Molecule: messenger RNA, 2140 nt
Organism: Effrenium voratum
Lineage: Eukaryota; Dinophyceae; Suessiales; Symbiodiniaceae
Source: the annotation of a GenBank genome assembly
AGCAGCCAGCUGACUUUCCGAGCCAGCGGCCACAUCCCUUGCAACAUGUAACACGCACAGCGGCGCAGUCGCUUGCCCGCAGCGUUGAUGAAACCAUGGCCGAGGUUUUGGCCGCUGGCGGCUCUCAGCGCGGCUCAGGUGCCUGUCAUGCCACUGGGCCCGCUGUUUCCGGACUACGACUGCAGGAAAGUGGGCGUGCUGGAUGGCAUCGAUUGGCCCCACUGGCUGUCCACGUUCGAGAAGUCGCCCGCCUCCUGGGCCGAUGCCGGGUCGCGGUAUUUCGAUCUCUUCAUGGACGGCGACUUUGAGUCUUAUCAGCGCUGGUCUGAUGCAUGCCCGCUGGGCGUGCUCAAUGCGGAGCUGGCCCUCUACACCUUCGCAAUGAGCAACGGUCACGCAGAGCAUGCGGCGACGUACCGAGACAGCCUCCGCCCCAAGCUUCGCGCUUGGCCGCUGCGGGUGCUGAUAGGUUCGCAGUGGCCCCUGCUGCUGCUGAUCUCGCCGGAUGCCCUGCGAGAGCAAGUGCCAGAAGGAGUCCCCGACUUCGCGAACAGUCGCCAAGCAAAUUGUCUAGAUGUGGAGAAUCCGAUGCUGGACUGGCGGGGCUUCCAAUCCGUCUUCUACGGCGAGCGCCGCAAGGAGUGGAUGGAGACCUCCAUCCGCUACGUGUAUUCCUGGCAGAUGUCGCAGAUCCCGCAGGAGUUGGCCAAAGAAUGCCUUCUGGGAUUCCUGACGGCAAUGCUGAUCAAGGCAUUUACAUGCGCCACGUCAGAGAGUACCUGCUACGAGAGCUUUGCGCAGCAGAUAGAGAGCUUCUUUGCCAAGGAGCCGAACUUCUUCGAAGUACUGGCCCACAGCCGAUGGCCCUGGGCGAUGAUUAUCAACCACAUGGCCCGCUCAGCGCGGCACAAGUACUUCCUGGACUUCAGUGAGGAGGAGCUCUCCGGGAGCGCGACCCACCGCGACCUCGGCAGGUCAGCCGUGCAACUGGGGCGCUGGCUGUCAGCACAGUCUGAGUCCUCGCAGAGCUUUCGGGACCUCCUGGCGGCCUUGCCUCACCUGGGCCCUGCACCCGCGGAGGCGCCAAACAUCGUUUACGUGACGAUGAUCUACGGCAAAAACUUCAAUAGGCACCUUGGGAGGUUUUGCGCCCGCGCGCGUGCGCUGGGCACACCUGGCCAGAGGCUGCUGCUCUUCACGCUCGACGAGGACGCCUUUCGGCUGUGUUUGGUGGAGAACGCUGGGCGAUGUAUCCGAGGCACUCCAUCGAUUGUCAACAAGUUCACGCUGCCUUUGCUGUGCGCGAGGUUGGGCUUGGACUCGGUGUGGAUUGACCUGGACGUUUUCCUCAUGGCCGAUCCCACUCCGGCGAUCGUCGCCCACGCGGAGCGCGGGCCUUACGACUUGCUGGUCUCGGGCUCCUUUGAGGCGGACUGCAUCUGCAACGGCAUCGUCUACUUCCGCUCGACGGAGGCUGUCGCAGAUUGGCUUUUGGCCGUUAUCGUUUGGAUGUACCAUCACCCCUACGAGCACGAUCAGAAGACCUUUAGCGCCUUUCUGAACUACACCGAGCGGGUAACCAAGGAGCCCCUGGACCUUCCCAAGAUCCCCGCCUGGGACACACUGGAUCCCAUCAACCAGUUCGUGACGCCAGACACCUUCGAGGGAAACGGCUGGAUGGGGGACCUCGAGAAGAUCCUGAUCUACCACUUCCUGAACGGCGAGUCGGACACCGGCUCCGGCCUGGAUCCGAGCGGCACCUGGCUGCGGCAGCACGGCCACUUCUCCGAGGGCCUGGGCCCGGUGAAGGGCAAGAAGGUCACCCUCAUGGACCUCUUCUACACACAAGAGGACGAGGAGCUCUACACCACUGCGAAGCCGGCAUAUGAAAAUCAGGCGCUGCGGGCCGCGCUGCUGUCCUCUCGCAAGGCCACCCGCAGUACGCGGCUUCUGGGCCAGCCCUGUGGCCCCAUGGUGGGUUGGGACUCCCAGGCAGAGGAGCUGUCACCGGAGGCCGUUCAGGAGCGGCUGCGGGCUGCAAGGCAAGGCACUGCCGCCAAGCUGAGGUCCUGACCCGACUCACUGAUGUCUCGCGGCUUUCGCUCGAGGACCAGGGACAAGAAGGCGCGCGCCCUCAAGG